This is a messenger RNA of Chenopodium quinoa (quinoa), 1418 nucleotides long. RefSeq names its product acidic mammalian chitinase-like. Gene Ontology annotation, biological process: chitin catabolic process; carbohydrate metabolic process. The coding region runs from base 31 to 1239 and encodes 402 amino acids. The record is from RefSeq and is a predicted model, not a curated record. Gene Ontology annotation, cellular component: extracellular region. Lineage: Eukaryota; Viridiplantae; Streptophyta; Magnoliopsida; Caryophyllales; Amaranthaceae. The transcript is spliced from 2 exons. Gene Ontology annotation, molecular function: chitin binding; chitinase activity.
UGUACUUAAGAACUGUCAAAGCCUUAUCAUAUGGUCAACAAUUCACACCAUAAUUUGAGUACAAGGACCACAUACAUACACUUGCUAUCACAAAGUUAUAAAUACUUCCUACUAUUGAUCUCAAAACAUUAUCAAAUAUCAAUGGCUUCUCUUAAGAGUUUGAUCAUUUCCUACAUUACUUUACUUUCUCUUUUCCAUUUCGAGUUCUCGAAUGCUGAUGUUAAGGGUGGCUAUUGGUCUCCAGACAAUGGUCUCGAUGCCUCAGACAUCGACUCAACUCUUUUCACCCAUCUCUUUUGCGCAUUUGCAAACCUUAACUUAGAUACCUACCAGCUCACAAUUCCUUCAUCAGAAUGCGAAACCUUCCCUCAAACCAUCCGACAAAAGAACUCGGCGGUAAUGGCCAUCCUAUCCAUUGGUGGAGGAGACGCAAAGUCUUCCGAUUUCAACAACAUGGCUAGCCAGCCAAGCUCUCGAAAAGCCUUUAUUGACUCCUCGAUAAGCCUUGCUAAGGAUAAUGGUUACGACGGGCUUGACUUAGACUGGGAGCAACAGACUAAUAUUGAUGAGAUGAACAACAUGGCAACCCUUCUAAAUGAGUGGAGGGCCGCAAUAAAGGCACAAGCUCCGAACUUGAUCCUGACCGCAGCCCUUCGUUUCACACCUAAUAUUAGUGAAGGAGUUUCAUUCCCUGCGGAUGCUAUAUCCGCUAACCUAGACUGGGUGAACGUCAUGGCUUACGACUUUUAUGCACCUGGUUGGGUUCAGCCCCCGUAUGUUACUGAACCUCAUGCCGCGCUCUUUGAUCCAACUGGCAACGAUGUGAGCGGAAGUAGUGGGAUUGCUGCUUGGAUCAAGGCCGGUGUACCGGCUAAUAAACUCGUGUUGGGUGUACCAUUUUAUGGUCACGCUUGGCAACUGGUUGACCCUAAUAACAAUGGUAUUUUGGCACCAGCAACUAAUUUUAAUGAUACUUUGGUUAAGGAUGGUACACCUAGUUAUACAGAAAUCAAGGAUUUUAUUAGUCAAAAUGAUGCAACGGUUGAGUAUGAUUCGAGUUAUGUUACUAAUUAUUGUUACUCCGGGACGACUUGGGUUGCUUUUGAUGAUACACAAGCCAUUGCUACUAAGGUUGCUUAUGCCAAGAGUAACGCGUUGAACGGGUAUUUCGCUUGGCAAAUUAACCAAGACCUUGAUUGGGCUCUUUCUAAACAAGCUUCACAAACAUGGGGAUCUUAGUGCCAUAGGCCCAUAGCUAAAGGGGAACUAGCAUGCAUUGGAAUGAAGUUCAAAUAAAAUGUGCUGAAUAUUAUAUUUUUAUUUUUAUUUUGAUGGAAUUAUAUUUUUAUUUUUAAAUUCAAAUAAAAUGUGAUAAUUUAAAUAAAAUAAAAGUUUUACGUUCACUUGUGUCCGCUGAA